AUGCGCUUCUUCACUACCGUCGUCCUCGCUACCAUCGCUGCCAGCGUCAGCGCUCUCCCCGUUGCCCACGAGUCAGACAUCACUCCCGCGCUUCCCCAGGGCAUCGAGGAGGCUGCUAUCGAGCCCAUUGAGGCCAGAGCCAACGGCAAGCCGAACAACCCCGCGGAUGUCAAGAAGCACGACGACAACCACGAGAGACAGCGUGAGGGCAAGUGCGGCACGGGCUGCAAGAAUUCCCUCGCCUCGUACCACUCUCAGGCAUCCAAGGACUCGAAGAACUCAAAGGCCUCCCAGGCUUCAAAGAACUCCCAGAAGUCCAAGGGUGGCCGUGACCUCAGCGCCGUCGAGGCGACUGAGGCGGAAGAGAUGGAGUAG
This is a messenger RNA of Colletotrichum aenigma, 375 nucleotides long. RefSeq lists its product as uncharacterized. The record is from RefSeq and is a predicted model, not a curated record. Lineage: Eukaryota; Fungi; Ascomycota; Sordariomycetes; Glomerellales; Glomerellaceae. The transcript has a single exon. The coding region runs from base 1 to 375 and encodes 124 amino acids.